Messenger RNA from Penicillium egyptiacum, 1377 nucleotides. NCBI's taxonomy places the organism in Eukaryota, Fungi, Ascomycota, Eurotiomycetes, Eurotiales, Aspergillaceae. The record is from the annotation of a GenBank genome assembly.
AUGGCAGAGCAACGAUAUGGGCAGGAUAGACCUGUCUCGGAUCCCUCAGCGCUGGGGCAGCCUCUGGAGCUGGCCUUUUCCAAGCGAACGGCCAAAAACAGAUUCCUGAAGGCCGCUAUGACUGAGAGGCUGAGCUCCUGGGACCCCAAUGAUCUGAGCAAGCGUGGCAUUCCGACUCCGGAGAUCAUCAACGCCUACAAGUGGUUCGGUGAAGGUGGCAUUGGAACUAUCCUGACGGGCAAUCUCAUAGUUGACGCUGUUAACAUCGAGAGCGCCGGCAAUCUCAUCAUCCCGCCAGACGCCCCAUUCGAAGGACCCCGGUUUGAGGCCUACCAACGCCUUGCUUGGGCCGGCAAUCACGACGGAAGUUUGAUCCUCGGUCAGCUUUCGCAUGGUGGCCGGCAAGUUCAGAGCCGCUUCCAGUGUGACCCGGUCUCGGCGUCAGCAGUCCAUCUCGACAAGGAAGUGUGGGGCAUGAAGUUUGCCAAACCGCACGCUGCUACUCAUGACGAAAUCAAGGACAUUGUGCAGUCAUUUGCUCACGCCGCUGAGUAUCUUUACCGCGCUGGGUUCGAUGGCGUACAGUUGCAUGGGGCUCACGGCUAUCUGCUGUCCCAGUUCCUCUCUCGCAGGACCAACCAGCGCACCGACGCGUACGGUGGUUCCAUUGCCAACCGUUCGCGCAUCAUCGUGGAAAUCGUCUCUGCAAUUAGAGAACGAAUUCCUCUCCACAGUGGCUUCGUUCUCGGCAUCAAGCUCAACUCCGUAGAGUUUGAUGAGAAAGGCUUUACGCCAGAAGAAUGUGGCGAACUGUGCGUACUCCUCGAGAAGCAAUGCCAAUUCGACUUUGUCGAGCUCUCCGGCGGCACCUACGAGGACAUGGCAUUCGAACACAAGCGUGAAUCGACUAAACAUCGCGAGGCCUUUUUUCUCGAGUUUGCCGAAGCCAUUGUGCCAAGACUCGAAAAGACGAAGGUUUUUGUCACUGGAGGUCUCUUGACUGUCAACGCCAUGGUGAAGGCACUGGAUGUGGUCGACGGGGUCGGAUUGGCCCGGGCCCUCUGCGCGGAGCCCAAUCUGGCCAGAGACAUAUUGGAGGGCAGAAUCAAGACGGGAGCUGUCAUCCAGAUAAUUGACAGACAGGACUACGGACUGACUGAAACGGUGGCGGGAACCCAGAUCCGGCAGAUGGGAAGGAACCAAGCCCCUAUGGAUCUGACAAAGGAAGACGUGGUGGAAGCUUUCCGGAAGAGCACUAGCAAGUGGGAGAGCGCAUUAGAAGAGGACGGAGACAAGGCAGAGGUCUAUGGCUACGUUGACCUGGAGGGUGUUGAGUUGGCUCCGAUGAGCAACAGUGACAAGACCUGUAAACUCUAG